UUUCCGGCUGGCUCCCGCUUGUGGCAGCGGCGGGAUGGCGCUGUCGGAGGUGUCCUGGCCGCGCAUCGUGCUGUUCGGGGACUCCAUCACCGAGUUUUCCUUUCAGGACAAUGGUUGGGGAGUGUUGCUUGCUCAGAAAUUGGUCAGAAAAUGUGAUGUUUUAAAUCGCGGACUGUCAGGCUACAAUACAAGAUGGGCUAACAUAGUUCUUCCCAGAUUGAUCAGCAAAAGUUCUAAUGUUGAAAAUACUAUUGCAGUUACCAUCUUCUUUGGUGCUAAUGACAGUGCUUUAAAAGAUGUGAAUUCCAACCAACACAUUCCACUGAAGGAAUAUGCUGAUAAUUUAAAAAGCAUGAUACAAUAUCUGAAGUCCAUAGACAUUACUGAGGACAAAAUUAUUUUGAUAACACCACCCCCUCUCUAUGAACCAGCUUGGGAAAAAGAGUGUAUUGCCAAAGGUGACAAAUUAAACCGCUUCAAUUCUACCACUGGAGAAUAUGCCAAGGCAUGUGUUCAAGUUGCUAAAGAUUGUGGGACUGAGGUUCUUGAUCUGUGGACACUUAUGCAAAAGAAUAAUCAGGACUUUUCUUCCUAUCUAUCGGAUGGACUUCAUUUAUCAGUACUAGGAAAUAAUUUUUUAGCAGCUCAGCUUUGGUCACUGCUGGAAAAGAAGAUUUCCACAUUACCUCUGCUGCUUCCUUACUGGCGCGAUGUAGAUAAUCGGAAUCCUGAAGUUAGCCUUCGUGGGAAAUCCUGAUCAGUAACAUAUUGACCAAGUCUGUUGAUGGACAGGAGAAAAUGUGCAUUCAGUGUUUUUCUUAGAGAAAAGAUAAUAUUGAUGCAAGUCCUCUCUCAAGUGUUAUGGUUUAUGGAAAAAUAAAGUUACCUUUACACGUUC
This is a messenger RNA of Gopherus evgoodei (Goodes thornscrub tortoise), 898 nucleotides long. It is a transcript of the gene IAH1, whose product is annotated as isoamyl acetate hydrolyzing esterase 1 (putative). The record is from RefSeq and is a predicted model, not a curated record. Gene Ontology annotation, molecular function: hydrolase activity, acting on ester bonds. Lineage: Eukaryota; Metazoa; Chordata; Testudines; Testudinidae. The coding region runs from base 35 to 757 and encodes 240 amino acids. The transcript is spliced from 6 exons.